Molecule: messenger RNA, 1994 nt
Organism: Oncorhynchus masou masou (cherry salmon)
Lineage: Eukaryota; Metazoa; Chordata; Actinopteri; Salmoniformes; Salmonidae
Gene: tatdn1
Product: TatD DNase domain containing 1
Exons: 12
Coding region: 129-1040 (303 amino acids)
Cellular component (GO): cytosol
Molecular function (GO): 3'-5'-DNA exonuclease activity
Source: RefSeq, a predicted model, not a curated record
ACAGUACUACUGAUAGCUAUUUUAGCUUACAGAACCCACCACAACUGCGGAACGACAGCUAGUCUAGCCAGUUUUCUGAACUAUGCCCCUUGAUGUAACAAUACAUCAUUACAUUACAUUAGCUGUGCAUGGAAGCUUGUACAGGAAUCAUCUACAGAAUCAGAGAUGAUAUCGGUAUUAACCUAACGGACCCUAUGUUUCGAGGAGUUUACAGAGGAAAUCAAAAACACCAAGGUGACUUUGAUCAGAUAAUUGACCGUGCUGUCAAAGUUGGAGUCCAAAAGUUCAUGAUCACGGGGGGAAAUCUUGAAGACAGCAAGGAGGCCCUCAAAUUAGCAGAGUCCAGAGAGGAAUUUUACAGUACGGUUGGAUGUCAUCCAACACGCUGCAGCGAGUUUGAACAGAGUGGACCAGAUCAGUACUUCACAUCACUGAGGGAGUUGGCAACAUCAAACAAGGGCAAGGUGGUGGCCAUUGGAGAAUGUGGAUUAGAUUUUGACAGGUUGGAAUUCUGUCCAAAAGAAACUCAAAUGAAGUAUUUUGAGAAGCAGUUCGACUUGGCUGAGGAAACCAAACUGCCAAUGUUCCUUCACUGCAGAAACUCACAUAAGGACUUCCUUGACAUCAUGAAGAGAAACAGAGACAGAUGUGUUGGAGGUGUGGUCCAUUCUUUUGAUGGAACUAAAGAAGAUGCUGCUGCCCUCAUUGACCUGGAUCUAUAUAUUGGCAUAAACGGCUGUUCUUUGAAAACAGGAGCAAAUAUUGAAGCGAUGAAGUCCAUUCCCAGUGAAAGACUGAUGAUUGAGACAGAUGCUCCAUGGUGUGGGGUGAAGAACACUCAUGCGGGGGCCAAGCACAUCAAAACUACAUUUCCCACCAAGAAGAAAUGGGAGGCAGGACACUGCUUGAAGGACAGGAACGAGCCUUGCCAUAUCAUACAAGUGCUUGAAAUCAUGGCUGCUGCAAGGAAUGAGGAUCCUGUGGAGAUGGCAAACAUCAUUUACAAUACCACUAUGAAAGUGUUCUUUACUGGAAGCUGAUUACUUUUCCAAAAAUACAUUUUCCCGGACCUAAUUUGAAAAUGCCUUUUGCCCUUAAGGAAGAGCAUUUCAUGCUACUCUUCAAGAGUGGUUUAUGUUUACACCAUCUGCCAACUGGCUCCAACUGCUCAUGUUAGCACUUGCUGGUGUCAAUCAGUGAAGUCCUCAGAAAUGCCUUAUCACUAACUUUGCAUGGAGAAUUUAGUUAGCAUGGCCUUAAAAUGCCUAUUUGCUCUGUUCCAUCUGACUGUGCAAUCCACUGUUUCAUCAGCCCAGGGAGGGACGUUAUAAACUUGAUCUCCACAAUAAAAAUAAUCUAGACAUUAUCUCACAUUUAUUUUAGACUAACAUUUCGUGUUCAACAGCAGAAAGCAAGGGAUAAGAACAUUGCCAGCCAGUAUGGCAAUGGAACAUUUAGAAAGAACAACUGGGUAACGUCCAUAGAUACAGAUCAAAAAGACUGAACGGCUGGGUCGUGUCUCUGGCAACCGAACCAAUAGAUCGAACGACCAGCCGACUUGGGUAGCAAACCUAGAUUUGUAUCGGGACUAUCUUGUGGAAGUGUGAAAUAGUAUGAAUUAAUUAAUCAAAAUAACGUUUUUAGUAAAAAUGUUAAUCGUUAUUUUAAUGUGUUGUAUAAAAGGGGUAAUGUCCUCGAAGCCAGCCUGAACAACACCCGUGCUAAUAUAUCCUCCAAACACCGGAUUCGAGGGCAUUAUCACUUAAGUAUAAGUAUUUUAACCUUUAUUUAACUAGGCAAGUCAGUUAAGAACAAAUUCUUAUAGACAAUGACGGCCUACUGGGGAACAGUGGGUUAAUUGCCUUGUUCAGGGGCGGAACCACAGAUUUUUACUUUGUCAGCUCAGGGAUUCGAAAGGUUACUGGCCCAACGCUCUAACCACUAGGUUACCUUUUGUAUUGAUGUAAUAGUGUAAUAAAGUAUCCUAUUUCCGA